AUGUCCAAUUUGAAGAUGAGCGAUGGUGCAAUCGAAGUGGAGCCGAACCCGCCCCCUCCACGUUCGAUCCCUUUUUCAUCUACACAACUCCAACCCGAUCAUACAGUUCUACAUGAGGCUGCAGCGUACCCCAUGCUUUCAGUGUCGAUGUCGAAAGAGGUUGAGGUGUCAUCAGAUAUGGCAGUCAGUCUCAAUUCACGUCAGAAUGAAAACUUGUAUAGGCUGCUUUCAAUCGUCCCUCGUAAGGAACUAACUCAGAAUGUGAAUGAUUAUUUCAGGCAAAUUUAUCCGUUGCCUUCAUACUCUUUUCUCCACGAACCGACAAUUCAAGAGCAGAGUCAAAACAACAGCUUGGACGAAUCUCUUGGCCUAGCUAUGGUGGCUAUAACAAAAUUAUUAUUAUCAAGAAAAGGUCAACCGUUAAAUGAGAGUCCGUCCAUGCUCGAAAAAGCAGAGAAAAUUAUCUUGGACCAUUUGGAAAGGCCAUCUACCAUAAAACUCCAAGCCUUGAUUUUGAUUACGCAUUAUCAUAUCCAAACAGGUCGCUUCUCGAGAGCUUACAUGUUGACAGGCUUGGCUGCACGGGCAGCAACUGCAUUACGUCUCAACUAUGAGAGGCUCGAGUUGAGUUUUAUUGCCCAAGAAACUCGCCGGCGAGUUCUUUGGGCUUUGACAGCUAUUGACGGUCAAUUUUCCGUGGGACUACCAGAAUAUGAGACAAUACCACACGCUAUCAUUUAUCAGCGCCUUCCGUGUCGAGAAGAUACAUUCUCAGCAGGGUAUUCGAUGCAUGCAGAAACCUCGAUAUUGGCCCAUCCAGGAAAGGACUCAGCGUCACCAAUCAGCUUACUGGGUGUAUGCAUUCGCAUUUCCAAAAUCCAAAAAGACAUCAUGCGCUUGACUAGACAAUUGGCGUUAUCAGAACAGCCUCUCGCACACCUGAGCGGGCUAGUCCAGGAAAUCCAGAAGGACCUAUGGCGAGUGCAGGCUGACGUUGAGCUGUCGUUUGGAUAUCAUAUCAAUUCUUCAGCCGAAUUGAUAGCCUUGCAAGACGACCGUUGGUUUGCCCGCUUCCUUCAAAUCUCCAUCUCCUGGCACCAAUGCCACUGCGAUCUCUACCGACUCUUUCUCCCCGGCUACCCAGAAGCCGCGCCAAAAAUCAUCAUCGGAGCGAUGGAUAUCAGUAUCCGAGAACAUGCCGUUCGUCAAUGCCAAGAGCAUGUCGACCGCAUCAAUCAGAUACUUUCGGAUUUGCAUAGGCUCCCAUCUACCUUGAUACUGCCGUUCGCCAUUGCCAUUUGUGCAUACCACGCCACACGAUUGACACUCUUUCUUCCAUCUUCACCUGAUUUGAAUGUGUCGAUGGAAAUGAGCGAUGCCAUUGCAAGGGCACAUACAGCGGUCGCUGUCACCGAGACUUACUUUUCGUCUUGGCCGAGUACGAAACAGAUUGUCUUGGAUUUGCGAAGGCUGGCGCACGCUGUAGAUACUGAGCCUGAGUCGAUAUACCGGGAACUAUGUAGCCCAUCUCCACCGUUUGAUCAAGCUUUCCACCGACAUGGUCAUUUGGCGAUUCAUAGUUUGGUACGACAGGCUGGGUUUGUGGAUGAUGGGUAUGAAUGA
Messenger RNA from Penicillium nucicola, 1623 nucleotides. RefSeq names its product fungal specific transcription factor domain-containing protein. Gene Ontology annotation, biological process: DNA-templated transcription. The transcript has 3 exons. Gene Ontology annotation, cellular component: nucleus. NCBI's taxonomy places the organism in Eukaryota, Fungi, Ascomycota, Eurotiomycetes, Eurotiales, Aspergillaceae. The record is from RefSeq and is a predicted model, not a curated record. The coding region runs from base 1 to 1623 and encodes 540 amino acids. Gene Ontology annotation, molecular function: DNA binding; zinc ion binding.